Chenopodium quinoa (quinoa) is the source of this 2469-nucleotide messenger RNA. Its product is annotated as probable anion transporter 3, chloroplastic. Lineage: Eukaryota; Viridiplantae; Streptophyta; Magnoliopsida; Caryophyllales; Amaranthaceae. Gene Ontology annotation, biological process: transmembrane transport. Gene Ontology annotation, cellular component: plastid. Gene Ontology annotation, molecular function: phosphate transmembrane transporter activity. The transcript is spliced from 8 exons. The coding region runs from base 785 to 2326 and encodes 513 amino acids. The record is from RefSeq and is a predicted model, not a curated record.
UGUACCAAAAAUUUGGAAACAUGUUAUCUAAUGUUAUAGAAUUUAAUUUGGAAAUUGGAAAUGUGACAAUUUUUAUUUUCAAAUGUUUUUAUUUUUUUUAUUUUUUUUUUAUUUUUUUUUGGUUCCUCCACUCGGUUCACCCUUUGGGCUAAUCUGGAUUCGGGGCUCAGUUUUGAGUGGUUAGAUUCCAAUCUCCUCCCAAUUGUUGUUGCGGGGGAUCGGAUAUGCGGUCCUUUCUACCAAGUGCAGCCUCAAUCACCACUGCACCAACAACCAAUUGGUAUUUUCAAAUGUUAUAUGUACCAAAAUUAAUACAUAGUGUCAAAAAUUAAAAUGUGUCAUCUAAUUUGAAACGGAGGAAGCAAAUAUUUCUGAGUCAUAGAUAUUAAAUAUAUCUCUUUAAAUGAGUAUUAAACUUUUAUAAUUUUAAUUACUAGAUUAUUUUACAUACUUAUGGUUGAAGUUUUGUUACAUCGAUUGAUUUGAUUGACAAACAUUUUUUUUUGGAGGGAAAUGAUUGACAAACAUAUUUGAUCGAGAUAAUGCAGGUAACACGCGACACGAGACACACAAAUACACAAUGUUUCGUGGGCAAUUCCUUUUUAAAAAAAUAAUAAUAAAAUAAAAACUGGCGAGUAGCAAUCACCAAGCUAUCAAAUUUGGCUCAUCCCAAAAAGACAACCAUGAACCAUCUACUUCUCAAGUUUUCCUCCCAAAUUAAACUUAAUUGCUUACUCUCAACAUUGGUUUUUUAAAAUCAAUGACCUUAUAAAAAAAAAAAAAAAUGGCAAGCAUAAUUUCAUCAUCUUCUUACAAUACUCAUCACAAACUUUUACUACAAUCAUGUCAUCAUCCAUCAUCACAAACGUUGAUGCGGCAAAACAAGAAUCUGAUGAGAACUUUCACCAAAACCCGAAUGAUGAGUAUUGUGGAAAAAAGAUGUAGAAUGAGAUUUAUGGCGGUAAUGGGUGAUAAAAAGCACGGCAGAGUAAGGCCGAGGUGGGCGGAGGUGGUGAAGUGCAUGGCGGCGGAGGGAGGAGGAGUUAGUGGUGCACCACUGGUGACGGAAAAGUAUAGAUACACGGUUGUUUGUUUGGUGGCGUUUGUAAUGUGUCUUUGUAAUGCGGAUAGGACUGUAAUGUCUGUUGCUAUUGUUCCUUUGGCUCAUACAAAUGGUUGGUCCACUUCUUUCGUUGGAAUUGUUCAGUCAUCAUUUCUAUGGGGCUAUAUAAUAUCCUCUGUAAUUGGUGGAGCAAUAGCAGACAGAUUGGGAGGAGCACGAGUAAUGGCAUGGGGUGCUGGAUUGUGGUCCUUGGCCACUCUUCUUACUCCAUGGGCGGCCAACCAUUCUGCUGCCACCCUCUUGGCUGUUCGUGCUCUUUUUGGCCUGGCAGAAGGAGUAGCUUUCCCUUCCAUGAACAUCCUCUUAUCAAGGUGGUUUCCAAUCCAUGAGCGUGCACGAGCUGUGGGAAUCUCCAUGGCAGGAUUUCAACUUGGAAAUGUAGUAGGCUUGUGCCUUACUCCAAUUUUAAUGUCAGUAGUUGGAAUAUCAGGACCUUUUGUGUUGUUUUCUUCUCUUGGACUACUUUGGCUGGUGGCGUGGGCUUAUGGAGUUGGAAGUGAUCCUAGAAAUAGCCGUUUUGUCAGCAAGUUAGAGGUCCAACUUAUUGAAGCUGGGAAGGCAGUUGAUACUUCUCACAGCAAUGGCAAAAACCAUCGUCUUCCAAUAGGCCUUCUCUUAUCAAAAAGGCCUUUUUGGGCAAUCCUUCUUGCCAAUAUUAUCAAUAAUUGGGGAUAUUUUGUUCUUCUUUCGUGGAUGCCUAUUUAUUUCAAUACUGUACUAAAUGUGAACCUAAGAGAAGCAGCAUGGUUUAGUGCUAUUCCAUGGGGAGUGAUGGCGGUAUCGAGCUUUGUUGCUGGCUCAGCAUCUGAUUAUCUAACCAAAGCUGGCUAUUCAUUGGUAUUUGUUCGUAAAAUGAUGCAGUCUAUAGGAUUUAUCGGACCUGGAUUAUCAUUACUCUGCUUAAAUUAUGUCAAGACUCCAGGAGUUGCAUCUGUCGUUCUUACAGUUGCUCUGAGCUUGAGUUCUUUCAGUCAAGCUGGGUAUUUCCUCAAUGUACAAGAUAUUGCUCCAUAUUCAACAGGGCUUGUUCAUGGUAUUACAAAUGCAGCAGGGACAUUGGCUGCAAUAAUCAGCACCAUUGGUGCAGGCUACUUUGUGGAAUGGCUUGGAUCUUUCAAAGCUUUUUUGACCUUGACGGCAAUGCUUUAUUUUGCUGCAAUCAUCUUUUAUAAUCUUUUCGCCACUGCAGAACGAGUAGUUUGAUAUCCGAGCUAACCGAGAUCAUAAAUUGUACAGAUAUGUUAAACUCACAAUAUUGCAAUGUUGUAAUAUUUUUUUUUUCUCAGUCAGAUGUAAUUAUUCAGCCUAAUUAUUCGAAAAUGUGUAUUUCUUAAAAAAAAAAAUAA